CUUUCGAACAACAUUCAACUUUCAACGGACUCACGAACAUUCAGCAACGGAGGUCAUCAUGGACGACGACGAGUACGUAUGGGUGCAGCCCCAGGACUACGAUGCUGAGUCGCGGUGCCGGGACUUGCAACGGCAGGUGAGGGAGCUUCAAGCUGCCCAGAUGCGUUGGGAAAUACAUCGUAUGGACUUGGAGAUGCAGCUCAUGACCGAGCGAAGUGCGCGGCACCAUGACUUGCAUGCUGUGGAGGAUGAACUGCAUCGAGAGAAGCAAGCGGUGCGACUUCUCACCCAUGAACAGGCCAAGCAAGCCGCGCUCGUCACCGACCUCCGCGCCCAACUUCUCCCCCACACCCGACACAAACGCAAGAUGGUAUAUCUCAAGAAAGAGCUGCGGGAAAAGUUCUUGGCGUUCCGUCUGCAGCGAAGUGUGGCCAUGGCCACGCGAUGCGGCGACAGCUCCUUGCUCGACCUCCUCAAGCGCGAAGUGCCGAAAAUGAAGGUCGACUCUGGUGACCAGUACAUGUUCCUCUAACCAGUACAACUACUAGCCUGUAACUUUAGCCUAUUCCUCUCCCGAACAUACGUCAAUAAUAGUACUAUUAAUAGUACCGCCACUCCAAG
Aphanomyces astaci is the source of this 621-nucleotide messenger RNA. RefSeq lists its product as hypothetical. Lineage: Eukaryota; Oomycota; Saprolegniomycetes; Saprolegniales; Verrucalvaceae. The coding region runs from base 59 to 532 and encodes 157 amino acids. The transcript has a single exon. The record is from RefSeq and is a predicted model, not a curated record.